Sesamum indicum (sesame) is the source of this 1093-nucleotide messenger RNA. RefSeq names its product transcription factor bHLH148. Lineage: Eukaryota; Viridiplantae; Streptophyta; Magnoliopsida; Lamiales; Pedaliaceae. Gene Ontology annotation, molecular function: protein dimerization activity. Gene Ontology annotation, biological process: regulation of DNA-templated transcription. The record is from RefSeq and is a predicted model, not a curated record.
AAAGCUUCCUCCUCUCCCACUCUUCCACCAUUUCUUCUCCACUGACACCAACCUCCUCUCCACCCCCUACCUCAACGAAAUAUAACUGAAUUACAUACGCAGAUACGCAUGAAUGUUUCUCUGGAUUCGCUUUCCUAUGAAUUAAUCUCAGCAUACGAGAAGCACAGAUUCUCAAUUUUCUAGAGCUCCGAAUUUCCAAAUCAAUUUCUUCAAUAUAUAUAUAUAUAUAAAAGGAGUAGAAGAUGACGUCACCGCUGGUAUCAUCGAAUCCAGCUGUAAAUUCCGAUCGCUCAUCAACCAGAAGGAAGAAAAAGAAGAAAAUCCAAAGCCAAAAUUCGGGGGAAAAUAUCAACAAUAACGGUCAGCGACAGAAUUCCGUCCAGUGGAAAUCCGACGUGCAGCAGCAAAUCUACUCAUCGAAACUGCUUCAGGCACUGCGCCAAGUCCGGCACAACAGCGGCUCGUCGGGUCCGAAGAGAGUGCGCGAAGCAGCGGACAGAGUCUUAGCCUCCACGGCGAAAGGGAGGAGCAGAUGGAGCCGAGCGAUACUCACGAACCGGCUCAAGCUGAAGUUUAUGAAAAAGAAUAACAUCGUUAAACAACAGACUAAGGUGAUGACGGUUAUCACCAGCGGAAGUAGCAGGAUGAAGAAGAAAUCUAAGGUGAAAAUUUUGCGUUUGAAAUCCAAGUCUUUGCCGGCCGUUCAGCGCAAGGCGCGCGUUUUAAGUAGGUUGGUUCCCGGUUGCCGGAAAGAACCGUUGCCGGUGGUUUUGGAGGAGGCGACUGAUUAUAUAGCCGCGCUUGAAAUGCAGGUAAGAGCUAUGACUGCCUUAGCCGAGCUACUCUCUGUUUCCGGUUCUUCUUCUUCCUCUAGCUCCGCCGCGGCUCCUGGUGGCGGCCCUAAUCAGCCCAACUCAAGCUCCCCUAGCUGAUAUGGGUUUUUCCUUUUCUUCAAUUGCUAUUGUUCAUAUAUUCUCCCCCUUAUCAGUAUUCUAAUGUGAUAUACAUUUAACGGAGACAGUUUAUGAUAUUAGUUUUGUACUUGAAUGUUAUUAUAAAAUUGUGAAAUGGAGAUAACUAGGAGAAAGGGAAA